CGCAUGCGCCACCUCGAAAGGAGAGCUGUCGAGGUCGAAUUGUAGGAUUUCCUCAGUUUUCGUUAAAAUAAGGCAAAAUGCCGUCAGACUAUGAUAAAGGAGCAUACCCGGAGCCUCCUCGGCAGACCCCGGUUGUGGACAAACAGACGGCGCUGCCAAACCCGGCCCUGAUUCUGUCUAAACUCUUCUAUUACUCCGUGGACCUGCCUGUCACCACAUUUAGAGAUGCUGUGGACAGCAUCCGGGCUAAAAACAAGUUUGUGUACUACCACCAGAAGUUCCGCCGUGUCCCUGACCUGACUGAGUGCCAGCAGGGAGAUUACCUCUGCUACUAUGAGGCAGAGAUGCAGUGGAGGAGAGACUAUAAAGUUGACCAGGAGAUUGUGAAGGUGAUCCAGGAGCGUCUGAGGGCCUGCCAGCAGAGAGAAGGAGCCAGCUACCACCAGAACUGUGCCAAAGAAAUACAGCAGUUCAACGAGGUGACCAAGAACUUCCAGUCACGCUAUGGAGACCUGGGAGCAUACGCCAGUGGGAGGAAAUGUCUAAUGAAGCAAAAAGAACGAAUGGUGGCAGCUCAGGCCCAGAGUGCUUAAGAACAGUCCUACUGUCUGUCCUGUGUAAUAAUUGUAAAAUAAAAUUUAUGUCACAAUUCA
Molecule: messenger RNA, 653 nt
Organism: Toxotes jaculatrix (banded archerfish)
Lineage: Eukaryota; Metazoa; Chordata; Actinopteri; Toxotidae
Gene: ndufb10
Product: NADH:ubiquinone oxidoreductase subunit B10
Exons: 4
Coding region: 78-593 (171 amino acids)
Source: RefSeq, a predicted model, not a curated record